GGGACCACACCGAGUCGAUUUACGCAUUCCAAAGGCUCUCCAAAACGAGAACGCGACGCCAGUAGUAUACCCGCGGCAGAGCCUCGGUGGCACACGCUGUACAAGCACCAAAGUAUAACAAAAUGUGCCGUAGGCGGGAUAUCGCGCGUAAAGUGUAGCACGUAUACACAGUUGGGCAUCGUGUGGGUGGAUUGUGCGUUGGCGCCGGGAUAAUGUCCCAGGUGGCAGGUGACAUCGGCUGGUACACUGGCCGUCAGCGUCCGUCCAAGAUGGGCGAGCGACCGAGUAGGUAUUGCUGUAGCCGCUCCUCGCGGUAACGUACCCCGUUGGCGUUGCACGGCCGAUCGCGCCUCGCAUUGGAAUUGGCGCAUUGAAUACCUGGGAAUAAGUGCGCGGGUGACGGAGACGGGAGGGGGAAAAAAAAAGAAGAAGAAAAAAGUCGCUCGAGUGUCCGGCGAAGGAGGAUAGACGAGAGGAAGGACGGCGAGAUGGACGGGGUGGCGACGGAGAAGACGUCCGAGGGGACGGACGCCGACUUGGUGGCGGAUCUGAGGGUCGAGAUCGAGAGGCUGUCCCGGGAGCUGGACCUCGCAUCCACGGAAAAGAUACAGUCGGCCAAGUACGGGCUGGCACUGCUCGAGGAGAAGUCCCAGCUUCAGGACAGGGUUAACGAACUCGAGAGCCUCUACGACCACACGAAGCACGAGCUGGACAUCACGCAGGAGGCGCUAGCCAAGUUCCAAACGACCACGAAAUUGACGAGACGCACGGGCAUAGAGCAAGAGGAGAGCCUGCUGAGCGAGAGCGCGGCGCGCGAGACGAGCCUCCAAACCCAAAUAAUCGAGCUGGAAAAUGAAGUCAAGCAGCUUCACCACGAGCUCGAGCGAGCGACGGCAGAGCGGGACCACGCGUUGCAGGAGCGCGACGACGUGGGCAAGGACCACUCGCUCGUCGAGUCGGAGCGGCGAAACCUGCGCUCCGAGCUCAAGGAGUGCCGCUUCCGGGAGACGCGACUCCUCCAGGACUACACGGAGCUCGAGGACGAGAACAUCUCGCUGCAGAAGCAGGUGGCCACGCUGCGCUCCAGCCAAGUGGAGUUUGAAGGCGCGAAGCACGAGAUACGCCGGCUGACCGAGGAGGUCGAGCUGUUCAACAGCCAAGUCGAGGAGCUCGCCAAUCUGAAGAAGAUCGCCGAGAAACAGAUGGAGGAGGCCCUCGAGUCCUUGCAGGCGGAGCGCGAGGCCAAGUACGUCCUGAAGAAGGAGCUCGACCAGAGGAUGAACAGCGAGUCGAUCUACAACCUGAGCAACCUCGCGCUCUCCAUUCGUGGGAUCACCGACGACCAAACGAUGUGCAGUGACGGGGAGGACGACUCGCCUGCGCUCAGGAGGAUCGAGGACGAUCUGAAGACGCAGGAGCCGGGCACUUCGACGGUGAACAAGCAGGUCGACCUCUUCUCGGAGAUCCACUUGAACGAGCUGAAGAAGCUGGAGAAGCAGCUGGAAAUGGCGGAGAUGGAUAAGGCAAUGUUGACCCAAAAUCUGAAAGAGUCGCAGCACGCGGUGGAAAAGAGCCAGGCCGAGCUGCAGUCUUUUAUCGCCCGUAUCGUGCAGUUGGCGGCCCAUGUGCAAUCGUUGCAGCACAUUCACUCGAAAUUGCCCGAGAGGCAGAACGACGAGGCCACUCUGGAUAAACUCAAUUUGGCCGUCAUACAGUACCAUCAAUGGAGCACAAUGUCCGCUCAGGAGGUUCAACAGCUUCAGAAGGACUUGGCCGAGCUCGAGAAAGGCCUCACGAUUUCAGACUCGACCCAACACCUCAGGACGGAACUCACGAAUCUUCGGAAUAAGAUACCAGUAACACAAAAGAGCCUCCAGGCAAAGCUGCUGGACACCGAGCAGAGGAGCAUGCUGCUCGAGUCGGACGUCAGUACCCUGUCCAAGCUCGCAGCCGAGGCCGGUGGCUCACUCGAGAGUGCCCAGAACGACCUGCAGAACAUGUCCGACGAACUGGCCCAGCUGUACCAUCACGUAUGCACCGUCAACGGCGAGACGCCCUCGAGGGUGAUUCUCGACCACGAGAAGACAGCGCCCGACAACGAGGAGGACAGCGGGAAGAUCGAGUGGUGCCGGACGCUCUUCAAGACCGACAUCAAGAUCAAAGACCUCGAGAGUCUGAGCAAGGCCAAGGAGAUCACGAGGAGCAUCUCGACGGCCAUGGAUCAGAUCAAGCAUCUGAGGAACGCCGUCGAGCACACGAUCGAGCUGUCGAAGCUGAAGGGCGUGAAGACCGGCAUGUGCGCCAUGUGCGAGGCCAACGUUGGUGAAAACAAGGAGGUCGCGGAGCUCCAGGAGCAAGUGCUCCGACUGAAGGCGCUGCUCUCCGCCAAGCGCGAGCAGAUAGCCACCCUGAGGACGGUGCUCAAGUCCAAUAAGAACACCGCCGAGGUCGCUCUGAGUAAUCUCAAGAGCAAGUACGAGAACGAGAAGAAGAUCGUCAACGAGACGAUGCUCAAGCUCAGGAACGAAUUGAGGACCCUCAAGGAGAACGCGGCCACCUUUUCGAGUCUGCGCGCGAUGUUCGUGGCCCGGUGCGAGGAGAACGCCACGCGCGAAGACGAACUCAAGCGCCAGCUCGCCGUGGCAGAGGAGGACCGCAAGACCCUCAACCAACUGCUGCGUCUGGCCGUCCAGCAGAAGCUCGGCUUGACAAUGAAGCUCGAGGAGAUGGAGGUGGACCGCGAGCUUCGUAACACGAGGCGGCACCCGGCCAAUUCUGGCGGAGGCGGAGGUGGUGGUGGUGGUGGCGGAGGUGGUAACGGAGGCCGAGGGCGCGGGAGACUGCCUCAACAGACGAACCGUCCCCAUCAGGGCAGGGACUUUUUCUAGAAGAUGGUCAAGAUGUGGAGCAAGAUAUUCUGAGACGCGGCGCCGCAACGGCCAACUCGGUAGACUGGCCUUUUUAUUCGUGAACUCCCCCAUUGACUAAGUUGGUUUUUCUAACUUAUCUUUAUUAUCGGCUUUUGAGACUUUUUUCCAGGAUUCUUAUAUUUUUGACUUGUGGUUUUUGCGCCAUUUCCGACUUUCUUUGAAAAUCAAAAUCUUUUAGAGUUUAUACUACUGACGUGCAACUCUGUCGAUUCAGAGGUACGAAAAGUAUCGUUUUCCAAUUGGUAUGGUGCUUGACUACGACGUCCUUAGUAACUUCAUGUGAAAUCAUAAAAAAUUUUUUUAAUAACAAUUUUGACAUUUAUCGGCAGGUUAUUUGUGAUUGUGAUCAGUGUAGCAUUACUCACAGACAUGUUUAAAUUAUUUAUUAUUAAAAAUUAUUGAGUUGAGAAUUUAUUUAAUGAGACCAAGAUUAGAAAAAUAAUCGAGAGAAAUAUUAUCAUUUUAAAAUUCUUGUAACAAAAAAAAUUACUUAUUAUAUUUACAGUCUUGACAAUAGUAUUAUUGUAAUGGUUAAUACAUUCUUUUAAAAUCAAUCGACAAAACUUUUCAAGAGUAGAUUUGACUAUUGUUCGAUUAUUGUCUGACAGCGAUUAAUUGUAUAAAGACAAAAAAUAAAAAUUUUCUAAUGACCGAAGGUGUGUACGCACCAGAAAGUUCGCUUUUACAGUCUCGCGCCAAUGGAAUAAACUGCUCCACGUCAUGACGUCGGAUGAAUAUAUCACUGUCUCUGUCUGUUAGUUGUUAGAGAUGCAUUGCUGAGCGCAAAUUUACAGAUGGAAGGGCCCACUUGAACGUAGGCCAGAUUUCUACGGAAAUGUUGAAUUAAAUCUUGUGUGGGAUGUUUUUUUUAUGAGUAUAUUUAUGUUUGCGAGAGUGAAAUAUGAAGUGUUGGGUAAAGAAAAGAAGAAACUUGUCCAUAUGUUUGUGUCUUCUUUUUUAUAGUUGUUUGAACAGAACUGGUUGGAUGUUAAAGAAGAAAAAAAAAAGAGAUAAUUCAAGUGUCCAUAUUAUUAAGUCUUAGGAGACGAUAAAAAAAAGCCAAGGCCAGCAUUUAAGAGUGUAUUGAUUUUUUAGAUAGUAU
This is a messenger RNA of Copidosoma floridanum, 4032 nucleotides long. It is a transcript of the gene BicD, whose product is annotated as Microtubule-associated protein Bicaudal D. Lineage: Eukaryota; Metazoa; Arthropoda; Insecta; Hymenoptera; Encyrtidae. Gene Ontology annotation, cellular component: cytosol; Golgi apparatus. Gene Ontology annotation, biological process: microtubule anchoring at microtubule organizing center; regulation of microtubule cytoskeleton organization; protein localization to organelle. Gene Ontology annotation, molecular function: cytoskeletal adaptor activity; dynactin binding; dynein complex binding. The record is from RefSeq and is a predicted model, not a curated record.